Bactrocera oleae (olive fruit fly) is the source of this 1931-nucleotide messenger RNA. RefSeq lists its product as uncharacterized. The record is from RefSeq and is a predicted model, not a curated record. NCBI's taxonomy places the organism in Eukaryota, Metazoa, Arthropoda, Insecta, Diptera, Tephritidae.
UUAAAAUGGUGUUUAUGUACUCAAUAAAACGAUCUUAAUAUUUUACAAAACAAAAAUAUUUUUAUUUUGAUUUGGCACACAGUCUUUCACUAGUACGAUACUACGAAGGCGCUUAUAUCUUAUAUAUGUAUAUAUAUGUAUGUAUGUUUUUAAGUAGUGUCUUGCUCUCUCACAGCACUCCCCAGCACAUAUUCGCAUUGACUAUAUUUUUACCUCUCCAGCGAAUUUUAAAAUUUAUUUUCGAAACUUCGAAAGUAUUUCAGUUCUGAAGAAAGCUAGAUUUUCAGUUGUAACGAACACGCUGGGACAACUAGAAGAAAGCGAUCGUGACGCCAAGUGUUCCUUACCGCGCGAAUAUUUUUGUUUUCGGCCAUAAUAAUUUAGAUGUUUUCGCAAGUACGAAAAUAAACCACUUUGUACGGGUAUCUACGUGUUAGGAAAUUUCAAAAUUGUGUCAUUGUGCCUACAAAUUCGAGAUGCGUCCAACGACAGUGCCGAUUUGGCAAAUUUUGAUUAUUUUUGUCGUUGCUCCUCUGCAGUCAUUGAUCGAGUGCAAAUCCUUUUUCGGCAUUGGUACACGCAUCCACAACGAUCAAUUACUACUAAAAGAUAUACAACAAGCACGUUUGGUCGGCGUCGAUAAGGGACAAGAAGUUGGCUUUAAUUAUGCCAUUCCAGAGCCCAUAACUUACAUCGAAAUAGUUUCUGAGCAAAAUGUUUUGGCCGAUGUCAACUUCAAAUAUCAGGAUAAUUUGGUGGAAGGUAGCAUAAUUGCGCUUAAUAAUGCGAACGCCACAGAAACAACUGAUAGUAUGGAACCAUUUGAAGUGCAGAUAUCUAUUUAUGGAUUCAAUGAUACUGUACUGAAUGUAAAUCCAUCGUAUAUACUGAAUAGAGAUCAGCAGUUCCAGGGCAUACUUGGACCAUAUUCUAAUGAAGAUUUUGACUAUGAAAUGGAUGAUGAUGACUUUGAAGAGGCGGAUAGGAAGAACACAAGUGAAGAAGCAAUAGAUGAGCUGGAAGAAGAUAUGAGCUAUACUGAUGAUUUUGGAGAUCCUGAUAAAAUAAUCGAAUUGGGGAUGCGGCAACAAGAUGAUUACCUAGUGUAUGAGACAUACCAGACGUCACAAACUAAUUCACCGGAGCCGUCAAACCACAGCGUCACGUUCUAUUAUAUUGACAGCAAUUUCAUAACCUAUGUGCGUUUCAUAAUAUUCGAUCACACUGUCAAUAAGGCGUCAGACGAUUUCACUCCACCAAUAGCCGUGUACACUCACUUCUCUCCGAAUAGCCUUAAAGCUACUAUCACUGACGUCAAUACCACUAACCUGUUUGUGCAGAUGCUUAUCUUUGGCUAUCAGCCAGACGAUCUUCCAGUCGGCUACAAGCCAUUUUUAUCGAGUGUCCUCGAUUUUACAACCGAAUCGCCGUUAGAGCGUUUGAAAAUGCUACUGAAUGCAAAGUUAAAUAAAAACCAAGACGAUUCGGGGGAGAUCAAUUUCGAAACAGGCGAAAGAAAUUCAUUGCCCAAUAAUAGUAGCACAACGGAUGUGUCUACUAGAAACCAUGUAAAUGAUUUUGCAGUAUUCAAUGUAAUUAUGGUUUGUUUCUUAGUAAACUUAUAUUUUUUUGCAUAAAUAAGUCGUUAUAAAACGAAAUCUAAUUAUAAAAGUAAAAGUGUUAUGUGAUUGCAUGUAUUAUUAAUAUAUGUAUGUACGUAUGUACAUAUUUUUAUAUUAACAAAACCUCCUUUAUUUGCGUCCAUAUUUAAUAACAACGCUGGGAACUGCAAUGAGGGAAAGGAGCUUGAGGUAAGAGGUGAUGGCUAAGUUUAUGAUUAAAAAAUAUUAUUUCUUAGAAUUUUUGUAAUGAUGACACUUGGAUUACACGAAAAAUUAAAAAAAAAGAUAAAAUACAGCCUUUGCUAGAUU